GUAUAUGGUACAGACGGUGUAGUAUAUGGUGCAGGUGGUGUAUACGGUACAGACGGUGUAUAUGGUACAGACUGUGUAUACGGUACAGACGGUGUAUAUGGUACAGACGGUGUAUAUGGUACAGACGGUGUAGUAUAUGGUGCAGGUGGUGUAUACGGUACAGACGGUGUAUAUGGUAUAGACGGUGUAUAUGGUACAGACGGUGUAUAUGGUACAGACUGUGUAUAGGGUACAGACAGUGUAUAUGAUACAGAUGGUGUAAAUGGUGCAGACGGUGUAGUAUAUGGUGCAGGUGGUGUAAACCCACUCUGUAUGGAAAGAGUCAGGAGAGACCUUCUGUUAUGAUUUGGAGAUUUAUCAGUAAAACCCAGCAGGAAGGCACCAGGCUUUUACUGUGAAGGUCCCAGCAGGAAGGCGCCAGGCUUUUACUGUGAAGGUCCCAGCAGGAAGGGGUCGUCCAUGGCCUCGGGUUGUUUUAAAGAUGGCGGUGUUUUUUUGACACCGCGGACAGUUCGGUGUUUUUCGCGCCUUUGUGUGGUUUUGCCGCCGUUAAUCCGACGCGGGGAGCGCCGGUUUGACGUCAUGAAUAGCGGGUGACCGUGCAGAUGCCACGUGUGAACCGGACAGCUGUUUUGUUGCUGCUGAUCGUCAGCAGCUCGGUGUUCCUGCUGUUCCAGCUGUACUACUACCGGAAAUACGUCAGCAAGUCUGGUCCCCACCUUCUGAGCCGCACUGGUCACCUGACUGCUAACGACAUCCAAUGGCAAACAGUGAAGAAGUUUCUGGCGUUGGCUCAGCGCUUUAGGCUGCCGCUGUUCCUCGCCGACACUGCCGCACUCACACUGCUCUCCCAGGAUGCUUUGCGGCAGCGUGACCGGCUGGUGCGUGCCCACUGCAGCUUCCUUUGCACUGGACGGCCAAUCAUGUUUGCUGUGCACGCCAAUCUGUGGAAGUAUGACCCCGGCUUCCUAUUGGCUGCAGAACAGAAAGGCUUUGACCUGCUGGAACUGCGAGGAGUGGACCCACGUUUGGCUAGUCUAGACACCCUAUCAGGAGAGGAGAUCCCCCUGCACUUCCUGUUCCGCAACCACGGUUACGCCAUCCAGGUGGUGUUCCUGUACGAGCGCAGCGGGAACUAUCUGUGGCACGGACCGCUGCGCCUCAAAGCCGACAUGGAUCGCAGCUUCGCCCCCUUCAAACUGCUUGACUAUGGACGCCAUGCCGGAGCGUACGACAGGCCGGAGCUGGUCCUGACGGUCCUCGAUGGCAUUGACGUUCGAAUCCCUCGCAAUGUUUCCCACUUUCUGUCUGAGCAGCAACACGCUCGCUUCCUUGAGUGCCGUUACCGUGACGCCCGCAACUUCCUGCAGCUGUACCCUGAUGACUCGUCUCCAGACGCCGUGGACUUUCGGAGGAAUGUGAAGUCAUUGCUUCAUUUAGCCGCUCGAGUCCUCGCUCACCUCGACAUUCCCUUCUGGCUCAGCAGCGGCACCUGUCUGGGCUGGUUCAGGCAGUGCAGCGUUAUCUCGUACAGUCGAGAUGUCGACAUCGGGAUUUUCAUUGUAGAAUUCAGGUCGGACAUCGUUGCAGCAUUCAGAGACGCUGGCCUGUCACUCAAACACAAGUUUGGAAAGGUGGAAGACAGUCUGGAGCUUUCCUUUUUGAGUGACAACGUCAAAUUGGACAUUUUCUUUUUCUACGAAGACGGAGACAUCAUGUGGAAUGGAGGAACGCAGGCGAAGAGCGGCAGGAAGUUCAAGUACGUCUUCCCUCGCUUCUCGCUCUGCUGGGCGGAGCUUCUGGAACUGAAAGUUCGCGUUCCGUGCGAAACUCUCGACUACGUGACAGCGAACUACGGCGUCACCUGGGGCGUCCCCGUGCGGAGCUGGGACUGGAAGCUGUCGCCUAGCAACGUGCAGGAGAAUGGGGUGUGGCCUCCAGCCGAGUGGGUGGAGCUUAUCCAAGUUUACUGAGGAAACACGAGACUGAAAAAUAAUAAACCAGGUCCAAGUGAGACCACGUGAGACCAGAGCAGGUCCACCAGUUGUGUAAAUGUUUGAUUCAGACGCUGUGACUGCAGCCUGUCUUAUUAAAUAUUAAAUCAUCUUUAUUGUUAUUAAAUCUUUACAGGUCACUCUGUUUACACUCUGAACUGUCUGUCAUCACCUUGUCUGUCUGACGUGGAGGUGGAGUCACUUUAAUACAAAACAGAACGUUUGUAUUCAAAGAAACUUUUUAUUUCUCAAA
Messenger RNA from Larimichthys crocea (large yellow croaker), 2247 nucleotides. It is a transcript of the gene fktn, whose product is annotated as fukutin. The record is from RefSeq and is a predicted model, not a curated record. Gene Ontology annotation, cellular component: Golgi membrane. NCBI's taxonomy places the organism in Eukaryota, Metazoa, Chordata, Actinopteri, Sciaenidae.